CAGUGCAUGCUGGUCACUUCGUCAUUGCAUACUUCCGAAAGCAUUUAAAACGCUCCGUCUUGUCUUAUAAAUCGUUAUAAAAAUUUAAAUAAAAUGCAUUUCAUAAAUGUCGUAGUGAGGCGAUAACAGGAGUUUAUGAAGAGCCGUUCUUCUUCUUUCGCUGUGUUUUAAUAAGAUAUAGCUUAGCAAGAGAGCUAAAGGUUUAGCUUACUGUUUUUUUUAUUUGUAAUGAAGUUUAUUAAGUAGUUUUGUUCGAACUUGAUUCUUUUUUGUCAUAUGUCUGUUUACAGAUACAUCGGGAAAACCUUGAGGAGUUUACAUUUACGUUGGACUUACCUUUUUUUUUUUUUUUUCUGAAGUCACUUGGACCCUCAUACAGACUGUCAGGGUAGAUCUGGAGGUCGCACCUCUGGGUUUACUAACUGAUAUGUCGUAGAAAAGGCGCUUGCAACAGGGCUUUGACCUUGCUCGGGUGAAAUGGAGGCAUGUGUGAGGUUUUUAUGUCGUGAGGGUCCACGGAUAAUCUCACUGAAAUGUUUAACUCGAGGAAUCUUGAAGGGGUCAGGAUCACCUCUGAGGCGUCCUCUCUGUUCUCAUCACUCAGCAGCUGUGUGGACAUGCAGACAUCACAGGGGACAUGUCCUGUCAGAGACAACACGACUAACAAACACACUCAGACAAAGCACCUUCCUGUGUCGCGGCAGUGUUACAGACUCUUCACAUACAGCUCUGUCCAGUGUGGCCCCUGUCUUUAUAGUGAUGAAAUUUGACCCUGAGGGGAAUGUCACUUCGUUUGAGAAAAAGAAAACAGAGCUCUAUCAAGAACUUGGGUUGCAGGCAAGAGACCUGAGAUUCCAACACCUCACCAGCAUCACAUCUCGAAAUAAUGCAAUCAUCAUUCGCAUGGAGUCCCUAAAAGCAGUUGUCACUCGAGAAUCCCUGCUGGUGUUGGAUUUUCGUGGGUUUGGUCUGGAGAAGUGGUUGGUUUUGGAGCUGGGCCCACAGUUAGCAGGAGAUGGUGCUCUGGCCACCUAUUCUCUUCCCUUCGAGUUUAGAGCCUUGGAGGCCAUUCUUCAGCACAGGAUAAACAUCAUCCAGGCAAGGCUAAAUGAGGUUCAACCACAAAUAUUAGACUGUCUUGAGUCAUUAGUGGACCCCAAGCUUCUUUCUGCAGAUCGCAGUAAGCUACACAUGCUUCUCCUCAACAGUAAGAGUCUCUCUGAAUUGGAGACUGACAUUAAAGUAUUUAAGGAUAGCCUGCUGAAGAUUCUGGAUGAAGAUGAGCUGAUCGAGGAGCUGUGUCUUACCAAAUGGACUGACCCCCGUGUGUUUGAGGAGAGCAGUUUGGGAUUGGAUCAUGUUCACGAGAUGGAGUUACUCCUAGAGAACUAUUUCAUGCAGGCUGAGGAGCUGGGAAAUAAAACUCGAGAACUGAAGGGGCUCAUUGAUGAUUCAGAGAGUGUCAUCUUCAUCAACUUGGACAGUCAUCGAAAUGUGAUGAUGCGCUUGAACCUCCAGCUCACCAUGGGAACCUUCUCCCUUUCCUUAUUUGGUCUGAUGGGAGUGGCCUUUGGCAUGAAUUUGAUGUCUUCAUUUGAAGAGGAUCCACGUGCAUUCUGGUUAGUGACAGGAAUCAUGUUCCUAGGCAGUGGACUCAUCUGGAGGCGACUGCUUUCUUUCCUGGGACGACACUUAGAACCCAGCUCUCCCCCUCCAAUCCCACCUGUUUGGAGGAAAAGCCAAUUCAGCACCUUAAAAGGCACAGAUCUAAAACCUGGAGUUAGAUGAUGGUGUGGCUCUUCCUGUUGUGUGCAGUAAAUCUAUUCUAAACUGACAUGUUGUGCUUUUAAUUGCAGGGGUUUAUUUCACCUUAAAAAGCAUAAGGUCACCAAAUUGCUAUAUUUUUUUUCAUUAUAAAUGGCUCUAAGUGUCUGUUACAACAGUUGUUCCUAAUCCUGGUCCCCUGAUUGAACUAACCUAACUAUUAACUUUUUUUAUGAAUUAAAGUUGGUGUGGUAGAGCAGGGAAAAUACGAGCUGUAGCCAAAAGUUUUGAAAGUGAUACAAAUAUUAAUUUUUACAAAGUCUGCUGGUUCAGUGUUUUUAGAUCUUUUUGUCAGAUGUUACUAUGGUAUACUGAAUUAUAAUUACAAGCAUUUUGUAAGUUUGAAAGACUUUUUUUUUAAAUAAGUAUAAGGCAAUUACAUUAAGUUUAAGCAAAAAGUCAAUAUUUGCAGUGUUGACCCUUAUUAUUCACCCUGAGAUGCUGUCAAUCAACUUCUGGGCCACAUCUUGUCUAAUGGCAUCUCAUUCUUUCAUAAUCAAUGGUUGGAGUGUGUCAGAAUUUGUGGGUUUUGGUUGUCAACCUGCACCUUAAGGAUUGACUACCUUAAGGAUCUCAAUGGGAUUAAAUCUCAGUGGGCAAGAAUGGCCUACCAUCAGUCAGGAUGGCCCAGAAGUUGAUUGACAGCCUGGCAGGGCGAAUUGCAGAGGUCUUGAAAAAGUAAACUUUGCAUAAAAGCUUUUGACACUUAUGAAAUGCUUGUAUUAUACUUUAGGAUACCUCGUUAGCAUCUGACAAAAAGAUUAGGAAAAAAAGCAUUUUAAAGCAGCAGACAUUAAGAAAAUUUAUAUUUGUGUCAUUGUGUCACAAACCACAAAACAUUUGGCUACGGCUGUAAUAUGGAGGAAAUUGGGUCUCCAGGACUAGGGUCAGAAACAUGCAUUACCACACACAAAGUACCUUGAGUUUAAUUGUCAGUAAGUCACAGACUUAUGUUAUGAUGUGAGCAUACUUUGCCUACAUCUUAUUGGUUUUAAGCCCUGUUCAUUUUAAUUAGUUUAGCCCUUGAAUAUCUAUGUAACUGGUUCUAUGUGCUUUAAAUAAUAGAGCACCCAUGUUGAUGGGUAUAUAACUUGAAAUAAAGAAUUUCAAUAUAA
Molecule: messenger RNA, 2939 nt
Organism: Clarias gariepinus (North African catfish)
Lineage: Eukaryota; Metazoa; Chordata; Actinopteri; Siluriformes; Clariidae
Gene: mrs2
Product: magnesium transporter MRS2
Exons: 11
Coding region: 478-1788 (436 amino acids)
Biological process (GO): mitochondrial magnesium ion transmembrane transport
Cellular component (GO): mitochondrial inner membrane
Molecular function (GO): magnesium ion transmembrane transporter activity
Source: RefSeq, a predicted model, not a curated record